AUGGAAAACAUUAAACAAGCUGGUCAAGCUGCUGUAGAAAAAGUGAAAGAAGUAUCAAGCGGUGCUUCAUAUGAAGCAAAUAAAGAAGCAGCUAAAAAUGAUAAUUUAUCAGCAAGUAGUCGAAUUAGUCAUGGUGUUAAUGCCGUAGGAGAUAAAAUCGACGAAAAGUCUCAUGAAGCAAAGAAAGAAGGACAUAAAGAAAUUGCCGAAGAAAAAGGUGUCAUUGGUCAAAUUGGUGAUACCAUCUCGAAUGCUUAUCAUUAUGUUGCUGAAAAAGUUUCUGAAGUAACUAGUGGAGCAUCGUAUGAAGCUAAUAAGGAAAAAGUAAAAGAUUCGGAUAAUACAGUCGGUGAACGUGUUGGAGCUGGUUUUUCAGCUGUUGGCGACAAAAUUGAAGAAAAGGCUCAUAAAGCUAAAGCUGAAGCACACAAAGAAUCUUUGUAA
Molecule: messenger RNA, 444 nt
Organism: Rotaria sordida
Lineage: Eukaryota; Metazoa; Rotifera; Eurotatoria; Philodinida; Philodinidae
Source: the annotation of a GenBank genome assembly